AUGAGUGUUGACAUCGCAGAACGCAUCAAAGAGGGCCUUGAGGCGGUGAUAGUAGGUGGUGAUGGAGAGGUCACCUUACACGAGGAUGUGGAACUGCGCCUCAAGACGCGCGCCGCCAGGCUGCUGCUCCGCCCGCGCGCCCACGCCGCGGCCGCCCAACUCCCGCGCCCACGCCGUAGCCGCCGCCGUUCGCCGCCACCGACGCCGUCCUCCGCCGCCGCCGACGCCAUCUCCCCCUCCCGUCACCACGCGCGCGCCCCUUCAUCCACGUCGCCCGCCGACGCCCGCCGCCCGGUGCCGCUGUUGGCGCCCUCCGCCGCCGCCCCGCCACCGCGCGCCUUCCUCCUCGACCACCGCCGCACGACCCCGCCGGCCGCGUCGGCCGCCGUCCUCGAUCCUCGACCGCGGCCUCCUCGACCGCGGCCUCCUCUCCGCGGCAAGCACUUCCUCGAACUCUCCCUCACCUCGCCGUCGACGGACCUCUUCGCCGGCCGCAGGCUCGCCAUCUCUCCGGCGAACUCCUUCUUCUGCGACUUCACCGCCUCAGCUCUUACCCUCGAGCCUACCGGAGCCGCGCCGACACCGUCGCCAAGCCAAGGACCUUCCGCGGCCAAGCGUAAGCCGCCGCCAGAGACCUCCAAGAUCACCAAGUUCCUCAAGCCCGGGGCUUCUCGGGGCAAGGCCGUGGAGGGCGACGCCUCAGGCGGCUCGCGGUCCGUGGUGCUGCAUGUCGGCCCUGCUGUUGCUGCUGUCCAAGACAAACCUUCCGGCCUCCUAGGCCGGAUCGUUGAGCUGAACCGCGCGGCUGUUCCGGAAGCUACCAUCGAGGCCCUUAGGUCCCAGGUUGUCAAGCUUCAAGGCGAGAAAGAGCAGCUCAUCAAGGAGCACCACGAGGCACUGGAUGCCCAGAAGACCGCCUUGAGGGAGCUGAAGGAACAGGCUAUGCAAGCCGCGCUCCAGCAUGAGCAAGCUCUGAAGGAUGCCCGGGUUGCAGCUGAGGCCAGGCUGGCGGAGGUUGUGGAGGACUCCACGAACUCCAACACCGUACUGACGGCAGAGCUGGAGGAGGAAAAGAAGGCGCGGAAGGCAGCGGAGCGCCUCAUUGAUGUCAUGACCACAGAUCACAAGGAAUACGAUCGGUUGGUUAUGCAGAUUGACGCGUUGGCUUUCCGUAAGCCCCUGCCUUGUCCCUUCUUUCGCUUAUAA
Messenger RNA from Lolium perenne, 1206 nucleotides. NCBI's taxonomy places the organism in Eukaryota, Viridiplantae, Streptophyta, Magnoliopsida, Poales, Poaceae. The record is from RefSeq and is a predicted model, not a curated record.